CUGUUGAGAAGCCUGUCCAAACAGACCUCUCCCACAUUCCCUGGCCGUUCUCCAGUCUGCAGGAGACACCCUUGAGUUCAGCGACUGUGAGGGCUGAGCAGAGGCUGCUGAAGGGAGCCACUGAGUGAAGUGCAGAGAUCCUCUGGCUUCCAGAUGUUAGGCCUUCUGGGGAACACGACCCUUGUGUGCUGGAUCACAGGCACAGCGCUGGCGUUUUUGAUGUUGCUGUGGCUGAUGGCCCUCUGCCUUUUCCACAGAUCACAGGAGCAUGACGUGGAGAGAAACCGAGUCCAACAAGCCCGGCCUCGACUCUUCCAUGGCCGGCGCCUGCGUCUCCCAAGACUCGUUCACCAUCACCACCAUCACCAUGUGACCGGAGUGACCAGUGUGGGCGUUCACCACCACCAUCACCAUUCUCCCCAUCGUCUCCACCACCACAAGCACCACCACCGCCACCACCAUGCUCAUGGAGCCCGCCGCUGAGGCCAAUAGAUAGCAUCUACCUGGCUCUGCCCUCCAUCUAGCAGCAACAUGAGUGGAUCCUGAUGCUGCCACAGAAAAGAAUGUGCCUCUGGGAUGAAGGGGGGUACUGGGACCCUGGUCCUGCUUGGGUUUCAUUUGCAUAUAAGCCCUUCUCCCUAUGUGCAACAGAGACCUGAGAACCACCUGGGUGGCCCUCUACACAAUGUGGGGCUUGAGCUUUGAGCAGGGCUGGCUGAGUUUCCUACCUUGUGACUGCAACUCCUGGUGACCCUGGAAGUAACAAGGGUAUCUGGCAGAACCAGAGCCCAGGUGGAGAUGGAGAGUUCUUCUGAUUGGGGAGGCCUUGUGAUGAGCUUCCAGGGGCAGACUGUGGUACGGGCAUUCACUGCUGCUUGGCUGUAAGAAAUAAAAGCCACCAGGAAGCUU
Messenger RNA from Mus caroli (Ryukyu mouse), 909 nucleotides. RefSeq names its product histidine rich carboxyl terminus 1 (gene Hrct1). NCBI's taxonomy places the organism in Eukaryota, Metazoa, Chordata, Mammalia, Rodentia, Muridae. The record is from RefSeq and is a predicted model, not a curated record.